GUGUACACCGUGCAUGGAAUGUACAAAGACGCGGUCAUUCCUUUGGUGUACGCUCUCCUGCCAAACAAGACCGAAGAGACCUAUCAAAGGCUUUUUACAGUACUUUCAAGUCUUCUGACACAGCCUGCGGUGGAACUGGUGUAUUGUGACUUUGAGUCCGCCGCUAUCAUCGCCACUGGCAACAUUUUCCCGCAAGCGCGUGUUCAAGGCUGUUUCUUCCACCUAUGCCAGGCCGUGUAUCGCAAACUGUGCAAGCUUGGCUUCCAGACAUGCUACGGAACAGACGAAGAUUUCGCGGUUUUGGUGAGGACGCUGCCUGCCUUGGCAUUUCUGCCACCUGCAGAGGUUCCAGAUGCCUUCGAGGACCUCGUGGCAUUGUUUUCAACGGACGCGAUGCCUAUUGCACUCUACUUCGAAGACACGUACAUCGGACGUCGUCGACGGAACGGAUUGUUGUCUGCUAUGUUCCCGACAAGUGUCUGGUCUGUCCACGCAUCUGUUCUGGAGGGCCUUCCGCGCACAAACAACGCCGCCGAAGCUUGGCACCGCAGCUUCCAGGUUUCCGCUCACCACCGACUCUUUCCAAACAUCAACUGCAGCAGGCCUAACCUAUGGUCAUUCCUUGGAUGCCUGCAGAGAGAGCAGUCUUUGCAAGAAAUGAAGAUCGCGCAGCUGGACGCUAGUCAACCUCCCUCCGGCAUGGCCGCGAAGUACCGGGUACUCAAUGAGCGCAUUUCACGAAUCUUGUACGAUCACGACGCAGCUCGGCCGCUCUCGACACUGAGAUGCAUCGCACGCAAUGUACGGCUGUAA
Ixodes scapularis (black-legged tick) is the source of this 813-nucleotide messenger RNA. RefSeq lists its product as uncharacterized. The annotation marks the transcript as partial. The transcript is spliced from 4 exons. Lineage: Eukaryota; Metazoa; Arthropoda; Arachnida; Ixodida; Ixodidae. The record is from RefSeq and is a predicted model, not a curated record.